Pieris rapae (cabbage white) is the source of this 2145-nucleotide messenger RNA. Its product is annotated as mitochondrial import receptor subunit TOM40 homolog 1. The transcript is spliced from 8 exons. Gene Ontology annotation, molecular function: transmembrane protein transporter activity. Lineage: Eukaryota; Metazoa; Arthropoda; Insecta; Lepidoptera; Pieridae. The record is from RefSeq and is a predicted model, not a curated record. Gene Ontology annotation, cellular component: mitochondrial outer membrane translocase complex; mitochondrial outer membrane. Bases 110 to 1057 code for a protein of 315 amino acids. Gene Ontology annotation, biological process: protein import into mitochondrial matrix.
AUUUUGUUGCGAUUGUCAUUUGUCUUUUAUUCAACCAAAUUGUGUUCUUUUGCACAUGUUCAUCGAUUUUUGUGAAAUAUAGGAAAAGUAAACAGAGUUUCCUUAUAAAAUGGGUGCCAUAGCGAGCCGAUACCGUGUUUCUAACUCGGCUUUAUCUAGCACUGAUAUAAAAAAUAUAGAAGAUGCAAACAAACGUGAAAACCCUGGCACUUUAGAUGAAUUACACAAAAAGACGAAAGAGGUAAUGCCAGUGAACUUUGAGGGAGGUAAACUGAUGGUUAAUAAGGGCAUAUCAAACCAUUUUCAGAUGUCACAUACUUUAACUAUGAGUACAGCUCAAAAUGGGUACAAGCUUGGUGCAACAUACAUUGGCACAAAGCAAACAUCACCAACAGAGGCGUUUCCUGUGGUUCUAGGUGAUGUAGAUCCAGCUGGAAAUGUUAACUUUAACUUUAUACAUCAGUUAUCACCUGAUGUUCGUGUUAAGGCAGCUGCACAGAUACAAGAAUGCAAAUUAACAGCUACUCAAGGUACUUUUGAGUACAAAGGUUCAGAUUACACUUUGGCUAUGGCAGUUGGGAAACCUGACUUUAGUGAGAAAUCUUCUGUUUUUGUAGGACACUACUUACAGUCAGUGACUAAACGGCUUGCGCUGGGAGCAGAGCUAGUCUAUCAAUCAAGUGCACGUGUUAUGGGUGGUGAGAUAGCAAUCGCCUCUGCUGCCGCUAGAUAUACUAUGGAUGAUUCAGAAGUAUCAGCAACAUUAGGGCCAGCCAGUUUCCAUGUGUGCUACUUUAAACAAGCCAGUGAACAACUACAGGUGGUGGCAGAAAUGGACACCUCAUUUAGAGGAAUGGAGUCUGUAGGGACCAUAGGCUACCAAGUUACUAUACCUAAAGCGGAACUUGUAUUUAGAGGUAUGGUAGACUCAAACUGGAACAUAGGAGCUGUGUUGGAGAAGAAACUACAGCCACUACCAUUCACAUUUGCCCUCUCUGGUAUGGCCAACCAAGCCAAACAACAAUUCAAGUUUGGCUGCGGUCUUAUCAUUGGCUAGUGUUAGUGACGGUGAAAUAUUAGUGUUAGUGAAGUGUGAAAGUGAGAGGUAUGUCGCUCAUAACCAAAUACAGUGCUUUGACAGAUGUUUAAUUGCCAUUAUAAUAGUGGUCCAAAACAAUAAUUGAGAAAAUUAUGAUAUGUUCUAAAGAUAUUUUAUCAAACAUUUAAAAUGGUCAUUGGUCAUGUUAAGGUAUUUAAUUUUUAAUUAUAUUAAACUGUAUGUUAUGAAGAAACAUGAAUAUAGAUAAAAUGGAGCAAGUUUCACAUAGUCGCACUAUACUAUACAAAGAUAAAUUUUAUUAUUCAUUUUUAAGCUGUUUUCCAUAUGUCAAGUGUUUAAAUAUAUUUUUUUACCACUUUUUGUCCAGUAUUUGGUAUAAAAUGUAAAAAACUGUUUUACAUAAAAAUAACCUUACAAAAAAGACCUGACCACAAACAAAUAUAGAAAAAAUUUCAAAAUAGCAAUUUUAUUAUUGAAGAAUAAUUAAAUAAUUCUUGGCAAUAUCUUGACAAUGGAUAAAUUAAAUGAAUGGUGUUUUCGCCUUUAAGAAUGUAACUUAACUUAGGGAUUCAUGUUGUUUGUGCAUAUAUUUCAGCACCCUUUAACUGUUUUUCAGAAUAGCAUUUAUAAUCGGUCACUCAACUACUAUACAAUAAUCAGUAUCUAGUGGGUAUUUGUAAAGUACAACUCAGUUAAAUGACAAUUUAGCAAUGGAACAUUCCUAGGUUCAAAGCAAUUUUUUAGUAAAGCAGAAAAAUAUAAAGGUACCUACCUACCUAUAUAAGAUGUUAUUCUCAUUCUAUAUUAUAACCUUUGGCACUAAAGUUAAAAAAGUUAAGGCACUUGGUAUUAACAUUCCCAUUUUCAAAUUGAUUUAUUAUUUUCAUCCGCUUCAUUUAAAAUGCAUUUAGGUUUGGUAAAUCAAUCCAAAAAUAAGACUGCUUUCCUAUAUUCCUAAGUUGAAGUGACCGUGUCAAGUGACAUCUUUGGUUUCUGUACAUUGUAUGAAUGUAGAUAAUAUAUGGCAUAUUGUAAAUAGAGCCUCUUGUUGAACUGUUUAUUUUAAAUAGAAUUAUGUUAAUUAA